Molecule: messenger RNA, 1925 nt
Organism: Condylura cristata (star-nosed mole)
Lineage: Eukaryota; Metazoa; Chordata; Mammalia; Eulipotyphla; Talpidae
Gene: MLKL
Product: mixed lineage kinase domain-like
Exons: 10
Coding region: 166-1488 (440 amino acids)
Biological process (GO): protein phosphorylation; cell surface receptor signaling pathway
Molecular function (GO): protein kinase activity; ATP binding
Source: RefSeq, a predicted model, not a curated record
GCUCGACGCCCGACGGCAGAAGGCGCGGGAUCCCGCGGAGUGGCCCGAGGUCUCCCGCCACAGACUUCACGCAGCAGGCGGGGGAGAGCAGAGCCCAGGGGUCUCCCUGGAACUGUGCGCCGGACCGGCUGGACGCCCUCGGGACGGGCGACGUUUCUUCCAGGUAUGGAUCAGUUGGGACAGAUCAUCUCCUUAGCCAAGCUGAUCUACAACCAGUGUGAAAAAAUGGAGUCCUGCCAGCAAGAAUCACAACGUCUAAAGGGACAUGGUCACACUCUGCUGCAGCUUCUGGAAGAGCUCAAGGCCCAAGAAAAGGGGAACCUGCCUGACAGUCUCACCAGUGUCCUGACCCGUUUCCACACUGCCCUCAAGGAAACUGAAAGGCAGAUAGAAAAGUUCAACAAGAAGUCUGAUUUCCAUAAGUUUCUAAAAGCAGGACAGCACAAAACACUCUUAAAUGAAGUGAACCAGAGGGUGAAGGAUGCCUAUGAUGAGCUCCAGUUGGUACUUCAGACAGAGCAACUGAAGCGUAUUUCAAGCAUCAGCCAAGGAAUAUCCUCGCAGCAGGUUGAUCAGCAGGAUGCAGAGGACAGCAGAAGUGGCUUAAAGAAAACCACGAGGGAGACCCCGCAACAUCAAAUCAAGGAGAUUAAGAAAGAGGAGAUUACAGGACACAAAUGGAUCUCAAUAAGGGAAAACGAAUUCAGCACACUUUAUCAAGGAAAAUACUAUGAAUCUCCAGUGGCCAUAAAAGUAUUCCACAAACCCAAAGACACAAACAUUGGAGUGGUGAGAGAGACUUUCAACAACGAGAUCAGAACCAUGAAGAAAUUCGAUUCUCCCAACAUCCUGCGUAUAUUUGGGAUUUGCAUUGAUGAAACAGUGACUCCACCGCAAUUCUCCAUUGUCAUGGAGUACUGUGAGCUUGGGACCCUCAGGGAACUGCUGGAUAAGGAAAAGCACCUCCCCUUCAGUAAGCGCUUCUUCAUGGCCCUGGGGGCAGCCAGAGGCUUGAACAGGCUGCACCAUUCAGAAGCUCCUGAACUUCACAGAAACAUCAGCAGCACGAACUUCCUGGUGGCUGACGGCUACCACGUGAAGCUUGCAGGAUUUGAGUUGAGCAAAACACAGACCUCCAUCAGUCGAGAAACUAAGAACAAGAAAGCACAGAGAGUCCGUUCCACAGCGUACACCUCACCCCAGCGGCUGGAAAAUGUGUACAAUAAAUAUGACAUAAAAGCGGAAAUAUACAGCUUUGGCAUCAUCCUCUGGGAAAUCGUUACUGGGAAGAUCCCAUUUGAAGACUGUGACUCUAAGAAGAUCUACCAGCUGGUGGCUGUGGAGCGGCACCAGGAACCACUCGAUGAAGAGUGCCCUUCAGAGCUGCAGAAGAUCAUUAAAAGCUGUCAGGCAUAUGAGCCCUCAGAGCGGCCCUCUAUUCAAGAAGUCUUACAGAAAAUGUCUUCCCUUUGCCCAGAAAAGUGUUGAAAACAAAACUGGAAGAAGCUGGAAGAGGCAGAGCUGGGCAUCUGUCUCUGCUAGAGUGGAGUUUCUGCAGAGAGGCAGAACCACUGUGUUACAGAGAGAAAACAAUUUGAGACAUAACAGUGCACACCCUAUUCCCAAAGAUAUUUCUAGAGACACACCUCGCAUAGUAAGGAGGCUGAUGUUUUACCAGACCAUCUCUCUAUAUUCAUACCUGUUGGCAAUGUGACUUUGCAGAUCUCCUCCCAUCAAGCAAUGAAUCAGGUUCCCUACCAUUGGGAUCUGGGCUGACACUGUGCCUUGCUGAUCAAUAGAAUGUAGAAAUGAAGAUGUGCUAGUUUCAAGCCGAGGCUUUAAGAGAUCUUAUAAAUCCACUCCAUGGGCCUCCAGAGGUUAAAGUCUCAGCACUGUGAGGCUAUCUGCACACUGCAACACGAAUU